Molecule: messenger RNA, 243 nt
Organism: Cooperia oncophora
Lineage: Eukaryota; Metazoa; Nematoda; Chromadorea; Rhabditida; Trichostrongylidae
Source: the annotation of a GenBank genome assembly
AUGAAUUUUCUCAUCAGCUCGCCGGUACCACACUUCUCGCAAUCGUCGCCGACCAAUCACGUGUCAACAAAGUCGACAAAAGAGCGUCAACGUUUGAAAGACAUCGAGAGGCCGUCAUUGUCCUACAAAGAUCUCAUCAUUGAAGCCAUCGAAAGCAGUCCUGAUAAACGGCUCAAGCUGAAUGAAAUAUAUCAGGUAGAGAGGCUGCUUUCUGAGUUCUUCCAACAAGUUUUACCCUGCUAG